Molecule: messenger RNA, 1635 nt
Organism: Gymnodraco acuticeps
Lineage: Eukaryota; Metazoa; Chordata; Actinopteri; Perciformes; Bathydraconidae
Gene: spint2
Product: serine peptidase inhibitor, Kunitz type, 2
Molecular function (GO): serine-type endopeptidase inhibitor activity
Source: RefSeq, a predicted model, not a curated record
AUGUGUCUGAAGACUCGGAGUCGGCCCUCCCUCAGGAGAAAGUGACCCGCUCUUCUUCUUCUACAGAAAUGUCUGCUGAACACUUCGCUGAGCGCUGCGGGGCAGAUCCGGAGACGGGUCCCUGCAGAGCGGCAUUUCAGAACUGGUUCUACAGCCGAGAGACGGGAAGCUGCCAAACCUUCAUCUACGGAGGCUGCCAGGGCAACAAGAACAACUACGAGACCAAGCAGCACUGCAUGGACACCUGCACAGUCAGAGUGCUGCCAUCCUCAAGGAAAGCCCCGCCCCCUGCAGCUGAUAAAGACUCAGAGGCCUGUACGGUGACCUCUGACCCCGGGCCCUGCCGCGCGGCCUUCCCCAUGUUUUACUACGACCUGAACACCGCCAGCUGCCAGCCCUUCCUCUAUGGGGGGUGCCGAGGAAACAGGAACCGCUACAGCAGCCUGGAGGACUGCAUGACCCGCUGCCAGAACACAGGUUCCUUUGACACUCGUGGGAAAGCUCGUGACCGCUGGACUGCAGCCGUCUUCCUCUUCGUCACGCUGGCAGUCGUCUCCACUCUGCUGCUGACGACCCUCGUCAUCAUCACUCUGAGACGCCACCGUCUGGCCCGCCGCCUGUCCUCCUUCAGUGAUAAGGAGGAGCUGCUCCCAGACGAACAAUUUUCUGUGGAGUCCCUGAACGUCUCAGAGAACCCCAAACCAGACCAGGCCUGAGGAGAUCUGAUCAUAUUAAUCUGGAAUAACUCUAAUAUAUAACUAUAAUCUGGAUUGUCUCUAAUAUAUAACUGUAAUUUGGAUUACCUUUAUGAUAUGACUGUUAUCGGGAUUAUCUUUAAAUAUAAACUAAUCAGGAUCAUUUUGAUAAUAAUAUUAGUUUAGUUUGGCUGCUAUCAUUGAUUUAUUAAUACAUAAGAAAACUAAAUUGAUAAUAAAACAAUUAUUUGUAGAACAAUACGUAAUCAUUUGACGCUGCAGUUUACCAUUUGAUUGAGGAACUGUUAUGUUAGUAAUUUCUCGUUUAGUUUAAAACAUAUUAAAAUGAGCGGAUUUGUACCGAUAUGAGUUUAUAUUUUAAAAGUUAUUUAUGUUGCCAUUUCAAAGUGGUGAAUACGAUGACUUCUGAUUAUCGUUCAGCGCUAAUCUGUCGUUUAAUACAAAAAUAUUUUCUAUAAAGUCUGGUUUUUAAAUCGUUGUAAACUGUAUAACCUUUAUACCUGCGUCGUGCCUCAAGAUGAUUUACACUUUAAUAGUUUAUGAAGUUAAUGUGAAAACACGUUUUAAUGAAUGACCGUGCUGCAGGGAGAGGAAAUCAACCAAUCACAGCCCUACAUGGAGCCUACUUCCCACAAUGCGUCAGGACUCUGAUUACCUGGGGCCUACGUUUCCCAUAAUGCAACAGAGCUUUGAUUCCCUGGAGAACACGUUUCCCAUAAUGCAACAGAGCUGUGUUUAUUGAUGGAUUAGUACUUUUGAUUAGUUAGUAAUUGAUAAAGGAUCCUCCAACACUAUUAUUUGGAUAGUUUCAUAUCGAACCAAAAUGAAUUAACUGAUAUUCUGUCAUGCUGUGUUUUAAUUAAAAGAGCUCCAGAAUAAGUUUAUUUUUGUCUGUGAUUAAAGUUUCUGUUUUUACAUA